AUGAGGUUCCGCGCGGCAUUCCUGCUCUCCCUUCUGGGCUCGUCAUCUAUCUCCUACGCAGCGCCAACCCCGCAAGCGGAGGAGGAAGGAGACUCCACCGCUUUGGGCACCAGGAAGCUGGCAACCCUCGCCGAUGCCCUGUCCCGGAACUUCAGCGUCUCCCGAACCACCCCGCAAUGGAUUUCUGCCGGAGAUUUCUCGGACGGAACAUACGUGGCGCAGGACCCCUCAACAACGAGCCUGACACUCCAGAACAUCGUCGGGAACGCCAGUAGUGUGUUUGUCGACGCCGCCGAGUUGAAGCUAGACUACCGCGACUACACUAUCCAGCCGUCGGCGAAGCACGUCCUGUUUAGCGCCAACUCCACGAAGCAGUACCGUCACUCGUAUUUCGCCGAUUACUAUGUUUGGAAUGUGGAGCGGAAGACCUUGGUUCCCCUUGUUGAGGGACAGAGUGGAGAUGUGCAGUAUGCGGCGUGGAGUCCGCAGGGUGACGUAAUUGCCUAUGUCCGGGGGAAUGAUUUGUUUAUUUGGAAGGACGGGGUGAGUGCUAGGGUUACCACUGAUGGAGCGGAGAAUGUUCUCAACGGGGUGCCGGAUUGGGUCUAUGAAGAAGGUUUGUAACUGAUCCUCCUUAAUUUUUCUUGUGAGGAGGUGGGAUUGACGGUUACCCCCCCUUUUUUGGCGGGGAAUAAGAAAUCGUCGGGGAUAGGUAUACAUUGUGGUUCUCACCGGAUGGCGAGUAUCUUGCGUUCUUGAGGUUUGAUGAGACGGGAGUAUGACUUCCACUCAUAUUUUCUACUAAAGCGGUGCGCAUCAAUUGUGCUUAAUUGGGGGAACGCAGGUACCAACAUAUACCGUCCCGUACCACAUGGCCGGGCAAAGGGUUGCCCCACCUUACCCCAAAGAGCUCCAUAUCAGGUAUCCUAAAGUGGGAGAGAGAAACCCCACUGUUACCUUCCAUCUACUCGAGGUCAACAACCCGUCUGCCCCGAGGAAGAUUGACUUUCAGGCUUACACUCCGGAUAACUUGAUUCUUUCCGAGGUUGUCUGGGUCGCGGAGAAGCACGAGCAUGUGAUCUUCCGGACACGGAACAGGGUACAGGAUACGGAAAAGUUGAUUUUGGUUGAUGUUGAGAGCGGGAACGCGCGGGUUGUGAGGGAGAGGGAAGGUACGGAUGGGUGGUUGGAGAACCACCUUGCUAUCGCUUGUGAGUCUUCCUUCCGGGGGGCUCCAGUGUCGGCCGAGGGGCUACUUAUUCUAUUGGUUAGAUGUCCCGGGGCUUUCUACUCCUUCCUAUGUGGAUAUCUCGGAUCAUUCUGGCUGGCGGCAUAUUUACCUUUACCCAGUGUCCGGUGGUGAACCGAUUGCGUUGACGUCUGGAAGCUGGGAAGUCACUGCGAUUUACUCAGUCGAUGCUAAGCGCGGUCUAGUCCAUUACCAAUCCACCGAGCGUGAUUCUACAGAACGCCACAUCUUUACUGUGAGUCUCGAUGGAAAGACUAAAAAGCCUCUCGUAGAUAUCAGCAAGGAAGGAUCUUACAGCGCCAACUUCUCCCCCAGAGGGGAGUACUACCUCCUGAGCUAUAAUGGGCCAGAUCUGCCAUGGCAAGAAUUUCGCGGGGUAGGCUCCGGUACUCCUAUUCGAGUGGUCAACGACAAUGCCUCCCUCAAGGACAAACUUUCCGCAUAUUCUCUCUCCAAAAUAUCCUGGUCGACGCUCAAGCACCCAGAUGGAUAUGAGCUCAACUUUUUGGAGCGACUACCGCCGGGUUUUCGUAAGGGGAAGAAGUACCCAGUGCUGUUUGAUAUAUAUGGUGGUCCAGGCUCGCAAUACACGGCGAAGACCUUCCGCCGAACCAUUGACUUUCGCGCCUACUUGGGUUCGGAUCCUGAGUUGGAGUACAUUGUUGUCAGCGUAGACAACCGUGGAACGGGGUAUAAGGGGCGGGAGUUCAGUACCAUGGUCGUUGGUCAGCUGGGAAAGUUGGAGGCUGAAGACCAAGUCUGGGCCGCUAAGGAGUACGCAAAGCGAGAUUAUGUCGACGCGGAGAAGAUUGCUAUUUGGGGGUGGAGUUACGGCGCAUACCUCACCGGCAAAGUUCUCGAAUUGGAUUCUGGCGCGUUCUCUUUAGGCCUUGUAUGCCUCUCCCCCACUUCCCCUCCUACCCUCACUCCCGAACUGGGCGCUAAAGCAGAAUAGAUGACCGCCCCAUUAACCGACUGGCGCUUCUACGAUAGCAUGUACACUGAGCGUUUCAUGAAACUCUUGACCACCAACCGCGCGGGGUACAAUGACUCUGCGAUAACCAAGGUGGCCGGAUUUAAGAACGUUGCCGGGGGCUUCCUCAUCCAGCACGGAACCGGCGACGACAAUGUGCAUUUCCAGAGCUCGGCUGCGCUUGUAGACGCCCUGGUAUACGAGGGCGUGAGUCCUGAGAAGAUGCACGUGCAGUGGUUCACCGACUCGGAUCAUAACAUUAAUUUUCAUCGGGCCACGAACUUUUUAUACAAGCAAUUGGCCAAAGCCUUGUACGAGGAAAAGAGGAGGAGGCCCGAGGGGAAUCAUCAGUGGAGUCGCAGGAGGGUUGAGGGGGGGUCAAUUUUAUAGAUUUUUGUUUGGAAAAACAGUCGAGGCCGGCGGGGGUUAGUAUAGUACCCCUUGUCUGGUAUUGUUGUGUAGCGCUUCUGGUGCUCGGCGGUGGAGACACGGUAUCGAUAUUGAUGUGAUCGCGGUAUGAUA
This is a messenger RNA of Tuber aestivum (summer truffle), 2744 nucleotides long. The record is from the annotation of a GenBank genome assembly. NCBI's taxonomy places the organism in Eukaryota, Fungi, Ascomycota, Pezizomycetes, Pezizales, Tuberaceae.